CAGUUCUUACGCUGAGGGACGUCAUCACAUGGGGACAAAGAUUCUGCAACAAAAACAAUUUUGUUUGGUCGAGAACUUGUUUUCAGUUUUAUUUAUUCACUUUUAGCACUAAGAUAGAUUUAAUUAUUCAACCAAUAUCCCACGUUGUUUUUGUCACUCAAAUAAAGAAGCGGACGUUUUUAUUUGUUAAAAAAAACUCGCUGUUCGUAAACGCGUGUGUCCGGAGUAGCGUCGUAGACUCUCAGCCAUGCUCAAACGAUUUGAAGUCAGAUUUCCGGCGGAUUGCGAAACCCUCCCUGAUGGUUUCUGGUCAGCCGUGGACGUGUGGAUAAAGAAACCUCACGUCGUCAACAAGCGCCUGUGCGGCGUCCAGGAGACCGAGGUUGUGGAGGGCGAUGAAGCACUGCGGUUGCUGCCGCAGGAUGUGCUUGCUUGGCUCAGCGGCAGCGGCAGCGACGGCACUCACCGAACACCUCUCUCCUCUCAUGUUAGGACGUUUAUCCCCAAAAUCGACAUAUAUGGCACAGGCAAACAGAAAGAGGUCGUUGUUAAAGACUUGGACGGACAGCAGGUGAUGUUUGUUCCCUUUGAGGAGUCUGAAGCGAGGCAGAUGUCUGUGAAGAAGGACAACAUUUACAGCAUCAAGCUGUGCCAGGUGGACUCCGGCCAAUGGGCGUUGGAGCUGCACGUGCGGACGGUGGAGGCGUGGUACUCGGACGGCGUGGCCUACCCCAAGAUGGCCUGGCUGGCGGGGAACCUGCUGCCCAAACUGCUGGGCUGGGCCGUCGCGUGCAAGAGCGGCCAUUUCCCCAACACCCUGUCGCUGCUGCCAGUCGAGAAGUACAGCCUGACCUACCAAAGGCUCAAGGACAAGUACAAGGCCAUGGUCAAGGUGUGGCCCGAGGUGACGGAUCCGGAGAAAUUUGUAUAUGAAGACGUCGCCAUCGCUACGUAUCUCCUGGUGCUUUGGUCCGAGGAGCGGGCGGAACACGACGUGGACGUCCUCCAGUCCUUCGUGGACUUGGGCUGCGGUAACGGACUCCUGGUGCACAUCCUCGCCAACGAAGGGCACCCUGGAAAGGGGAUUGAUGUCCGUAAGCGGAAGAUCUGGGACAUGUACGGCCCCGACACUGUGCUGCAGGAGGAAGCCAUCACCCCUGGCGAGAACUUCUUGUUCCCGGAGACGGACUGGCUGAUCGGGAACCACUCAGACGAGCUGACGCCGUGGAUCCCCAUCAUGGCAGCCAGGCGAGUCGUUGAUUUUCGACUUUGGUUCGGAGCGAUGGGACUUCUGGAUGAAGGUUCGACGGCAUUGGUGUGCUUUUGCAGGUCAUCGAGCACAUGUCGCUACUUCGUCCUCCCUUGUUGCUUCUUCGACUUUUUCGGAAAGUACCGCCGGCGGGACAGCCAAAAGUCUCAGUACAAGGAAUACAUCGACUUCAUUGAGGAAGUGAGCCGAGUCAGCGGCUUCCACACGCUACAGGACUGCCUCAGGAUUCCCUCCACCAAACGGGUAUGCUUGCUGGGAAAGAGACGCACGUACGAGGCGAGCGAGGAAGCUUGGGCGGAGGAUCGGCGAGCCGGUUUCAUCCGAAGCCGCUGCGCCGCAUCCGAAGGCGACGGCGGGGUUCCCGGGGGUGGCUGGGAAACGGGUUUCCGGCCUCGCGAGCGAACGGAAACGGUGCGCAACUGCAUGGCGCUUUCUCGGGAUCUGGUGGACGGCGUCGUGCUACGCGUGGCCGAGGCCCUUCUGGGAAUGUCCGAGGAGUGCCCGUCCUGCGGGGACUGGAAGCGAGGAGGGAGCUUGUGUGUGGGAGAGGUGGCGGCGCUUUUGCCUCAGGACACGCUCAAGCAGCUCAAGAACGAAUGCGGUGGCCUGCAGACGCUACUCAAGAAUAACCAUCAAGUUUUUCAAGUGGAAGGCGGAACAGUGCGCAUCCGAGACUGGCGGGACGCAAGGCCCCAGAGGACGCAUGGUAAGAGGAAGGCGGCUUUGUCGCCCGGCGCCCUUAAAACCCGCCCGUGCUGGUUUGACCGCCACCACCCUCAGGGCUGCCCCCUACUGGCCGAAAAGUGCACUUUUGCUCACGGACUUGAGGAGUUGCGAGCGUCCACCAGACCUGGGAGGAACAAGGCAAAUAAGCACUUUUGAGCUUUGCAUCAUUCAAAUGCGGUUUGACUUUUUCUCGCCUUACCACCAAGUGUUUUGCCUUUGGCUUUCAACGUUUUGCUUGGAAUGCCCUUUUAUUCUCAGAAGUUUUGAGUCUUUUUUUUUGUUGUUGAGAAAGUACAAUUGAAUCCUGGCAGUUUUUCUUGCAAAAUGAAUACUCAAGAAAAUAUA
Hippocampus zosterae (dwarf seahorse) is the source of this 2341-nucleotide messenger RNA. It is a transcript of the gene trmt44, whose product is annotated as tRNA methyltransferase 44 homolog. NCBI's taxonomy places the organism in Eukaryota, Metazoa, Chordata, Actinopteri, Syngnathiformes, Syngnathidae. The coding region runs from base 248 to 2152 and encodes 634 amino acids. The record is from RefSeq and is a predicted model, not a curated record. Gene Ontology annotation, molecular function: tRNA (uridine) methyltransferase activity; metal ion binding. Gene Ontology annotation, biological process: tRNA methylation. The transcript is spliced from 10 exons.